AUGUCGCAGAAGGCAAUAACGAACAACAAUAAAGAAGAAUCAGGAAAGCUAGAAUGGAGAAUCACAGUACCUCAUAAGCCAUCAGCACAGGUAGCAGAGCCAGAAUUGACUGAUAAGCUAAGCUCGAGUAUACAAUCAUCGUCGAGAUUCCUGAAAAAUGCAUGGAAAAUGGGGGCCGACGAUCCUCGAAAACUCGUUCACUGCAUCAAGGUUGGCGUCGCCCUCACCCUUGUCUCCAUCUUCUACUAUUCAAGGCCAUUGUACCAAGGUGUUGGAGGAACUGCCAUGUGGGCAAUCAUGACCAUCGUUGUCAUCUUUGAAUUCACAGUUGGAGGCACACUCUACAAAGGGUUGAACAGAGUAAUGGCGACUCUUAGUGCAGGAAUGGUUGCAAUAGGCAUCCACUGGCUCGCAAGCAAAUCAACCAAAACAUCCGAGCAUAUAAUCGUCGGCGCCUCGGCCUUCAUUAUUUCUUCAGUAGCAACCUUUGUUCGUUUUGUUCCUGCCGUAAAAGCUCGGUUCGAUUACGGCAUGUUGAUCUUUAUCCUAACCUUCAACUUCAUUGCCGUGUCUGGCUACCGUGUUGAAAGACUGCUCGAACUGGCACAGGAACGGCUGGCAACUGUAGCCAUUGGAAUCUCAAUCUGUCUUCUGGUCUGCAUUUUGGUUUGUCCGGUUUGGGCUGGGGAGGAGCUUCACCAGCUCAUGAUACAAAACAUGAGAAAACUUGCUGAUUCAUUAGAGGAAAGUGUGGCAGAGUACUUCAGGGAAGGUGACAAGGGGAAUGGCAAUGAAGUUUCUAUGCAGAAUUCUAGAGGGUACAAAUGUGUUCUUAACUCAAAGGCAACUGAAGAAACACUGGCAAACUUAGCUAAAUGGGAACCAGUGCAUGGCAGAUUUAGCUACCAGUACCCAUGGGGCCAAUACCUAAGAGUUGGCACAGCAAUGCGCCACUGCGCUUACUGCAUAGAGACACUAAAUGCUUGUAUUAUUUCAGAAAACCAGAAUCAACAGCUAGCACCGGAUCAUUUAAAGAAGCAUAUAAGCCAUGCCUGCCUAAAGCUAGGAUUGGAAUCCUCUAAUGUUUUAAGAGAACUGGCUAGCUCCAUUGAGUCCAUGAAGAGGUCUGCCAACAUUGAGGUUCUGAUAGAACAGAUGAAUGAUGCUGCGGAGAAGAUGCAAAGUAUCUUAAGUACUCCCCCGCCGGAAGAUGUGGAGCCAAAAGCAGCUGUAUCAACUGUUCCGCUCAUGGAAGUGAUGACGGAAAUCACGGUGGCCUCGUUGCUCAAUGAAAUAGCAUUGAGAAUUGAAGGAGUUGCGGACAUGGUUGAGGACUUGGCAGAGAUGGCAUCGUUCCAGUCAUUUGAAGAUGAACGGCGAACCAAUAAGCUUACUGCUGGAUUGAACGGGCAGGAAAGCGACAUUCUACGAGUUUAAGUUUGUAGAGUUUUGUGCGAAAUGAAUUGUUUGGUGACUCAGUGAUGAUUCUGUAUGCAGUAUGUUUCUCAACAUUCAUUUUGGUGAAGAGUUAUAUGUACAAUACAUGGUUUGGUUGGUUGUUAUAUCUGUUUCAAAUUAAGAUAGAUCUUGUUGCUCUAUGCUAUUUCCUAUAAGCUAGUGAUACAAAUGUGACGAUUUAUGGUAGAAAUCCAAAAAUAUUUGUGCUGAAAUGAU
This is a messenger RNA of Phalaenopsis equestris, 1674 nucleotides long. RefSeq names its product aluminum-activated malate transporter 10-like. Gene Ontology annotation, cellular component: plant-type vacuole membrane. NCBI's taxonomy places the organism in Eukaryota, Viridiplantae, Streptophyta, Magnoliopsida, Asparagales, Orchidaceae. The record is from RefSeq and is a predicted model, not a curated record. Gene Ontology annotation, biological process: malate transport. The transcript has 6 exons. The coding region runs from base 1 to 1437 and encodes 478 amino acids.